GUGGGCAGGCGGACAUGCGCAUGCGUGCGGCGCCUCGCGGACUCGCGCUUCUUUUCCUUUUCUGAGGUUCUCCGUUUCCCUGGUUUUAACUGGCGUGUGUUUGCAGUGUCUUCCCCCGGGAUGUUGCAGCUGGAAGAACUGGAGCUGUUGAAGAAGAGUCUAGAGGGAGAGGCUGGUCCUCCGGCGGAGCUAUUUCAGAAGAAAGUGGAAGCUUCCUUUUCUAAAACAGUUCUGAGCCGAGGAAUGGAUAACCGGUACCUGGUAUUAGCAGUCAAUACUGUACAGAAUGAAGAAGGAAACCAUGAAAAGCACCUAAUCAUCACUGCUUCUCAGUCACUAGAAUAUAAAGAACUGUGUAUCCUUAGGAAUGACUGGUGCUCUUUACCAGUGGAGCCGGGGGACAUCAUUCAUUUGGAGGGAGACUGCAUAUCUGAUACUUGGAUAAUAGAUGAAGAUUUUGGAUAUUUGAUUCUAUAUCCAGACAUACUGAUUUCUGGCACAAGCAUAGCCAGUAGUAUUCGAUGUAUGAGAAGAGCUGUCCUAAGUGAAACUUUUAGGAGCUGUAAUCCAGCCACACGUCAAAUGCUGAUUGGUACAGUUCUUCAUGAAGUAUUUCAAAAAGCAAUAAGCAAUAGCUUUGCCCCAGAAAAACUACAAGAAUAUGCUUUUCAAACUAUUCAAGAAAUAAAACAUCUGAAGGAAAUGUAUCGCUUAAAUUUGAAUCAAGAUGAGAUAAAACAAGAAGUAGAGGAGUAUCUUCCUUCAUUUUCUAAAUGGGCCGGAGAUUUCAUGCAUAAAUAUAUUUCAACUGACUUCCCUCAGAUGCAGCUCUCUCUGCCAAGUGAUGGUAGUAACAAUAAUUCAACGUGUAAUAUUGAAGUCAUAAAUUCAUUGGAUAUUGAAGAAAGCAUUUGGUCCCCUAGGUUUGGAUUGAAAGGCAAAAUAGAUGUCACAGUUGGUGUGAAAAUACAUCGAGGAUAUAAAACGAAAUAUAAGAUAAUGCCUUUGGAACUUAAAACUGGCAAAGAAUUAAAUUCUGUUGAACAUCGUAGUCAGCUUGUUCUGUACACACUGCUAAGUCAAGAGAGGAGAGCUGAUCCAGAGGCCGGCCUGCUCCUUUACCUCAAGACUGGCCACAUGUACCCUGUGCCCGCCAAACAUCUUGAUAAAAGAGAAUUAUUAAGGCUAAGAAACCAGAUGGCAUUCUCUUUGUCUAACCGUAUUAGCAAAUCUUCUGUUGGAAAGGAGAAGACAAACCUUGCUCCUUUGCCACAAAUAAUUGAGGAAGAGCAAACUUGUAAAUACUGUUCACAUGUUGGCAACUGUGCUCUUUAUAGCAGAGCAGUUGAACAACAGAUGGAUGACAGUUCAGUCCCGAUUGGCAUGCUGCCCAAAAUAAAAGAAGAAACCCAACAUCUGAAGCUUUCACACUUGGAGUAUUUCAGCCUUUGGUGUCUAAUGUUAACCCUGGAGUCACAAUCAAAGGAUAAUAAAAAGAAUCACCAACAUAUAUGGUUAAUACCUGCUUCAGAAAUGGAAGAGAGUGGCAACUGCAUUGGAAACCUGAUUAGAACAGAAUGUGUAAAGACAGUUUGUGAUGGGCAAUAUUUACAUAAUUUUCAACGUAAAAAUGGUGCCAUGCCUAUCACAAAUCUAAUGGCAGGUGAUAGAGUUAUUUUAAGUGGAGAAGAGAGAACACUGUUUGCUUUGUCUAGGGGAUAUGUGAAGGAGAUUAACAUGACAUCAGUAACCUGUUUAUUAGACAGGAACUUGUCAGUACUCCCAGAAUCAACUUUGUUCAGAUUGGACCAGGAAGAAAAGAAUUGUGAUAUAGAUACCCCAUUAGGAAAUCUUUCUAAAUUGAUGGAAAAUACUCGUGUCAGUCAGAAACUUCGAGAUUUGAUCAUUGACUUUCGUGAACCUCAGUUUAUAUCCUACCUCAGUUCUGUUCUUCCACAUGAUGCAAAGGAUACAGUUGCCUGCAUUCUGAAAGGUUUGAAUAAACCUCAGAGGCAAGCAAUGAAAAAGGUACUUCUUUCAAAAGACUACACACUCAUCGUGGGCAUGCCUGGAACAGGAAAAACAACUACCAUAUGUACUCUCGUAAGAAUUCUCUAUGCCUGUGGCUUUAGUGUUUUGUUGACCAGCUAUACACACUCUGCUGUUGACAAUAUUCUUUUGAAGUUAGCAAAGUUUAAAAUAGGAUUUUUGCGUUUGGGUCAGACUCAGAAGGUACAUCUAGACAUCCAGAAAUUCACAGAGGAGGAAGUUUGCCGAUCCAAGUCCAUUACAUCCUUAGCUCUUCUAGAAGAACUCUACAAUAGUCAUUGUAUAGUUGCAACAACGUGUAUGGGAAUAAACCAUCCAAUAUUUUCUCGUAAAACUUUUGAUUUUUGUAUUGUGGAUGAAGCCUCUCAAAUUAGCCAACCAGUCUGCCUAGGGCCACUUUUUUUUUCGCAAAGAUUUGUGUUGGUGGGGGAUCAUCAGCAGCUUCCUCCCUUGGUGCUAAACCAUGAAGCAAGAGCUCUUGGCAUGAGUGAAAGCUUAUUCAAGAGGCUGGAACAGAAUAAGAAUGCUGUUGUACAAUUAACUGUGCAGUACAGAAUGAACAGUAAAAUUAUGUCCUUAAGUAAUAAACUGACAUAUGAAGGAAAGCUGGAGUGUGGAUCAGACAAAGUGGCCAAUGCAGUGAUAAACCUACCUAACUUUAAAGCUGUAAAGCUGGAACUGGAAUUUUAUGCUGAUUAUUCUGAAAAUCCUUGGAUGAUUGGAGUAUUUGAGCCAAACAAUCCUGUUUGUUUUCUUAAUACAGAUAAGGUUCCAGCACCAGAACAAGUUGAAAAGGGUGGUGUGAGCAAUAUAACAGAAGCCAAACUAAUAGUUUUCCUGACCUCAGUGUUUAUUAAGGCUGGAUGUAAACCCUCUGAUAUUGGUAUUAUUGCACCAUACAGGCAGCAGUUAAAGAUCAUCAAUGAUUUAUUGUCCCAUUCUUCUAUUGGAAUGGUCGAAGUUAACACCGUAGACAAAUACCAAGGAAGAGACAAAAGUAUCAUUCUAGUAACUUUUGUUAGAAGUAAUAAAGAUGGACCUCUUGGUGAACUCCUGAGAGAUUGGCGACGUCUUAAUGUUGCUAUAACCAGAGCCAAACAUAAACUGAUUCUUCUGGGAUGUGUACCCUCACUAAACCGCUAUCCUCCUUUGGGGAAGUUACUUCAUCAUCUAAACUCAGAAAAAUUAAUCAUGGAUCUUCCAUCAGAGGAACAUGAAAGUCUUUGUCAUGUAUUAGGUGGUUUUCAAAGAAGAUAAAGCACUGUUUUCCUUGCUUUUCUUUUACUGGCAUAGUGAUCUUCUCUAAAUAUUACCUGUUAUUUGUAAUUUGGAUAUGCUGUGAAAAGUGUCUGGUUAGACUAUGAAGAUCACUUUUAUCCCAAGGAUAUGAAAUAAUGUAAAAUGUACUCUGCUCAGAGUUCCAGUUUUUUGGUUUUUUUUUUUUUUUUGGUAUAAUCUUUUAAACAUAAAGUUCUAUCACUAUGCAGAAUUUAACACAGUAUUGUUUCAGUAUAAGUGUACCCAAAACUGAAAAGUAUGUUUAUACGUACUAUAAGUAUGUUUUUGUGUGACCUAGAAAGAGUUUGACAAAUUUUUACCAGCUUUAUUGAUGGAUUAACUCUAGGAUCUGAGAAACUUUAAGUCUAAAAUUUCAAUACUAAUUUGAUUUUAUAGGUUUUUAUCAUAUUUUGCUCAUUCUUUAAGAGAUUAGGGAAAGAAAAUUAUUUGUUUUUAUUACCUAAGCACAGCCUUAUGAUGAUGAGGACACAGGUGUGAUUCUUUUCUGUGUUUUGAGAUCUCUGAUCCAAAGACCAUUUUGCAGGAUUUUUCCCCUGACUAUUGCUUUUUGGUAUAAGGUAUAUUUUUACUUUAAAUCUAGUCUUUUAAACUAUUAAUUAUAAAUUUAUUAUUUCUCCCUAAUUUCUGAUUGCCCCUUAAUCUCCCACUUGUUAUUUUCAGUAGAUUUUGAUAUAAAAGAAAAUAAUUCUUUUGAGAAGUUUUGUUUGCUGAAUUGAUGAUAAAAAGUUUAUUUUCACCUAUUGUUCAUAUGACCCUUUGUUUUGAGACACUACUCAGUUUUCUCUCUCUCUCUCUUUUUUUUUUUUUCCUUGGGAAUAAAGAUAUUUUUGUAAAAUAAUUGCCUCAAAAUUCUUAAGUUAAGUAAAUGGUGAUCAAUUUUAACUUUACUGUGUCCAUCUUCUGUGGGAGGAUAUCUCUCUCAAGGUUGUAUUUUUUUUUUUAAUGAAUGUUAAAUGUGUUAAAAUUGUUGCUUCUACCUCACCUCACAUGUUCCUUAAAAAUUACUUGAAGUUUUUUAUUAAAUAAAUUGUUUUCUACUGUUA
Molecule: messenger RNA, 4391 nt
Organism: Panthera uncia (snow leopard)
Lineage: Eukaryota; Metazoa; Chordata; Mammalia; Carnivora; Felidae
Gene: DNA2
Product: DNA replication helicase/nuclease 2
Exons: 21
Coding region: 121-3306 (1061 amino acids)
Biological process (GO): replication fork reversal
Cellular component (GO): cytoplasm
Molecular function (GO): 5'-flap endonuclease activity; single-stranded DNA helicase activity
Source: RefSeq, a predicted model, not a curated record